Molecule: messenger RNA, 2239 nt
Organism: Harpegnathos saltator (Jerdon's jumping ant)
Lineage: Eukaryota; Metazoa; Arthropoda; Insecta; Hymenoptera; Formicidae
Product: pro-resilin
Exons: 4
Coding region: 126-1895 (589 amino acids)
Cellular component (GO): extracellular matrix
Source: RefSeq, a predicted model, not a curated record
AGAGAGAGAGAGAGAGAGAGAGAGAGAGAGUGAGAGAGAGAGCAGGGAGAGCGCGAGUCUCCCUCGCAAGGACAGCGUAGCGGAAGUUCGUUUCUACCACCGCCGGAGAGCAGAGUGGAAUCGAUAUGUUGAAGAUCACUCUAACGACGUUCAUCAUGACGCUGGCUGUGGCGCGUUCGGAGCCACCGGUCAACUCUUACCUACCUCCGAGGACAGGUGUUAACGGCGGUCAAACCGACCUGUCGACGCAGUACGGGCCGCCAGGUUUCGGUAACGGGGGUGGUGUUAAUAGAAACGCCGGCGCAACAAGUAUCAACGGGCCCGGCGGUAACGCAGGUAAUGGUCCGUCGAAACUUUACGACGCGCCCGUCGGCGGAAACAACGCUGGGAAUAGCCUAGACGGGUCUCGAGGAAACGGAUUUGGGGGUGGCCCACCUUCUAGCUCGUACGGUGUCCCCAAUGGCGCUGGAAGACCAUCUGGCUCUUACGGCGUGCCUGGAACAAACGGAGGUAACGGGGGUAGUUUUGGAAACGGUGGAAACGGAGGGAGACCGUCGACGGGCUACGGCGUUCCUGGAGCGAACGGAGGCAACGGGGGUGGUUUUGGGAACGGUGGAAACGGAGGGAGACCGUCGACGGGCUACGGCGUUCCUGGAGCGAACGGAGGCAACGGGGGUGGUUUUGGGAACGGUGGAAACGGAGGGAGACCGUCGACGGGCUACGGCGUUCCUGGAGCGAACGGAGGCAACGGGGGUAGUUUUGGAAACGGCGGAAACGGAGGGAGACCGUCGACGGGCUACGGCGUUCCUGGAGCGAACGGAGCCAACGGGGGUGGUUUUGGAAACGGCGGAAACGGAGGGAGACCGUCGACGGGCUACGGCGUUCCUGGAGCGAACGGAGCCAACGGGGGUGGUUUUGGAAACGGCGGAAACGGAGGGAGACCGUCGACGGGCUACGGCGUUCCUGGAGCGAACGGACAUAAUUUUGGAAAUGGGAACGGCAAAAGUCGCCCUAAUGGCGGAAGUAACGGCGGAGGAGCGUCGAACGGCUACGGAUCACCACGAGGCGGAAAUGGACACGGGGCAGGCGGAAUAAACGGAUUCGGCGGAGGAGGAUUAUCUAGCGGUUACGGUGCACCGAACGGAGGUGGAAACGGUAACAAUAACGGCUAUUCACCUGGUGGUGCAAACGGUAACGGCGGGGCUAACGGAUAUCCGUCUGGAGGUCCGAACGGAAACGCGGGCAAUUUCGGAAACGGUGGUGGCGGCGGUUCCAGAAACGGCGCAGGCAGUGGUUACAACGAGAACGCGCAGGAAGAAAGCACUGAGCCGGCAAAGUACGAAUUUUCGUACGAGGUGAAGGACGAGCAGUCCGGCAGUGAUUACGGCCACACGGAAACCAGAGACGGCGAUCGUGCCCAGGGCGAGUUCAACGUCUUGCUUCCGGAUGGUAGGAAGCAGAUUGUCGAGUACGAAGCUGAUCAGGAUGGAUUUAAACCGCAAAUUAGAUACGAGGGCGAAGCGAGUACCGGCGGAUACGGCGGUGGCGGCGGGUCGAAUGGUAACGACGGUUAUUCUUCUGGUCGACCGGAUAACGGCGGUGGCUUCGCGGAUAACUCAGGAUUUAAUGGAGGCAGUGGCAGCGGUAAUGGCGGCUAUCCAAACGGUGGUCCAGCUGAGGGAAAGCCCGGCGGAUUUAACGGCAGAGGCGGCAACGGUUAUCAAUCGGGCAGGCCAGGAGGACAAUCCUUUGGCCGAGGCAAUGAUGGUGGCUUGAGCGGCGGUGGAUACUUCUCCGACGCUCCUAGCAAUAAUAUCGGCGAAACGUUUAAAGGAGGCAGCGACAACGCUGGAAAUAACAGACAAAACGGCGGUAAUGGUGGAUAUCAAUAUUAAGUAGCACAUAGUUGGAUAGAGUUAGGUAUUCUCACUUCGGGUGAUUUUGCGAAAGAGAAUGAGAAACGCGACCGAAGGAAUUCGCUCGUUGUACGCUUAUCUGCACAUUUAGCUGAAUACUAAUAUGUAAAGUCGGACAGCGGACGGCGGAAAUAUUUUCCUCGCGACGACUCGCGAGACAUUCCGUCGUCGGCGCACGAAAAAGUGCACGAGUUCACCGCGGAGAGGUAGCGCGUUUUAGAUUUUCUUUCUGAUUAUUAUUAAAACUAUAUUUAUUACUAGCAUACUCAUAUCGUACUGUGUUCAUAGGGCAUGACUUAUUUAAACGUACGUAGCAAGCUUCA